This is a messenger RNA of Peromyscus maniculatus bairdii (prairie deer mouse), 1006 nucleotides long. It is a transcript of the gene Myl1, whose product is annotated as myosin light chain 1. The record is from RefSeq and is a predicted model, not a curated record. Gene Ontology annotation, cellular component: contractile muscle fiber; myosin II complex. Lineage: Eukaryota; Metazoa; Chordata; Mammalia; Rodentia; Cricetidae. Gene Ontology annotation, molecular function: calcium ion binding.
AUUCAACACUCUGGGUCCAACCUCCAGACGCUGGGCUGUGGGUCAAGCGAGCCACCUCUGCUCUUCCAAGUGUCACUCUGACAGGUUCUUCCGGAGGAGAUCUUUCUUUUGUUAACCCAUCCUUUUCAUCCAAAUGGCACCAAAGAAAGACGUGAAGAAGCCUGCUGCUGCCCCUGCCCCAGCCCCGGCCCCGGCCCCCGCCCCAGCCAAACCUAAAGAAGAAAAAAUCGACCUGUCUGCUAUUAAGAUCGAGUUCUCUAAGGAGCAGCAGGAUGAAUUCAAGGAGGCGUUUCUCCUGUUUGACAGAACAGGAGAAAGCAAGAUCACCUUAAGUCAAGUGGGAGAUGUCCUCCGGGCUCUGGGCACAAACCCCACCAAUGCGGAGGUCAAGAAGGUUCUGGGGAACCCGAGCAAUGAAGAGAUGAAUGCUAAGAAAAUUGAGUUUGAACAAUUUCUGCCCAUGAUGCAAGCAAUCUCCAACAACAAGGACCAGGGAGGCUAUGAAGAUUUUGUUGAGGGCCUGCGUGUCUUUGACAAGGAGGGCAAUGGCACCGUGAUGGGUGCUGAGCUCCGCCAUGUCCUUGCCACUCUGGGUGAGAAGAUGAAGGAGGAAGAAGUGGAAACAUUGCUGGCAGGCCAGGAAGACUCCAACGGCUGUAUCAACUAUGAAGCUUUUGUCAAGCACAUCAUGUCUGUCUAAAUGGAGUUUUCAAGAACACAGUGUUUGGAAAGACUGGCCAGAAUGUCAGUUCAAGAAGACCCAUGGCUAACUGUCCAUAUCUUCUUACCACUACCCAGAAGAUCAAAGCAAUCUAGACCAUUCUAGACUGAAGGAUUCCCUCAGUUUUUAUAAGCCUUGAGUUUUUCAUUACACACAAAUCAGGCAUCCACUGUUCUAGGGGAGAUGAAUAAAUAUUGAUAUCCAGUCCAAGCAUCCCUUUAUCAUCUACUUGGGUCCACAACAUUCUUAAAACACUACAUCAAUAAACUUGGUCAGUCUGGAAUA